Molecule: messenger RNA, 1616 nt
Organism: Hevea brasiliensis (rubber tree)
Lineage: Eukaryota; Viridiplantae; Streptophyta; Magnoliopsida; Malpighiales; Euphorbiaceae
Product: anthocyanidin 3-O-glucosyltransferase 2-like
Exons: 1
Coding region: 114-1520 (468 amino acids)
Molecular function (GO): UDP-glycosyltransferase activity
Source: RefSeq, a predicted model, not a curated record
AACGAAAAACCAAGCUGCUCUUUCAUUACAGCCUCCCAGGCACCCACAGGUAGCUCUGCAAAUACCGCGAGCUUAGCAGCAAAAUUAAGAAUAUAUACUAUUUCAUUAGGAAAAUGGACAAAGCACAGCUUGUGUUCGUCUCCUUCCCUGUUAUGGGCCACCUUGUAUCUGCUGUGGAGGUAGCAAAGCUUCUUCUUACCCGCGAUCACCGCCUCUCCAUCACAGUCCUCAUACUUGAGCUUCCUCUCGUGAAGUCCAAGAUUCAGAACUACAUUGAAUCAGUGCAAGAUUCCUCCUCCACUUUAUCUCAUCGUCUUCGAUUUAUUGACUUGCCAAAUGAUGAGUCUGAAUUAUCCAAUUUCUCUUCUUUCUUUGAGAGACAGAAACCCAAUGUCAAAGAAGCUGUGUUGAAGAUCACUCAGUCUGAGUCUAGCGUCGACUCGCCUCGACUUGCAGGUUUUGUUCUCGAUAUGUUCUGCACGCCGAUGAUAGAUGUGGCUAAUGAUUUUGGUGUUCCGUCUUACAUUUUCUUUCCGUCAGGAGCAGCUUUUCUUGGUUUCAUGCUUUAUGUGCAGAAGAUUCAUGAUGAAGAGAAAUUUGACCCCAUUCAGUUCAAGGAAAAGGAUACUGAGUUGUUAGUGACAUGUUUGGCAAACCCAUUUCCUGCUAGGGUUAUGCCUUUUGGAUUGUUAAACAAAGAGCGGCUUCCUCAUUUGCUUGACUCUGCAAGAAGGUUUAGAGAAGUUAAGGGUAUUAUGGUAAAUACAUUUUUGGAGUUGGAAUCCCAUGCAAUAGAAUCUUUUAAAACGCUUCCCGUGUACCCUGUGGGACCCAUUUUGAAUGUGGAGUCGAAUGGAAGAAACACGCACCAGGAAAUCAUGCAAUGGCUUGAUGGUCAGCCUGUUGCAUCGGUAGUGUUUUUAUGCUUUGGGAGCAUGGGAAGUUUUGGCAAGGAUCAAUUGAAAGAGAUUGCAUGUGCGUUGGAGCACAGUGGAUAUCGAUUCUUGUGGUCCGUACGCCGACCACCACCUCCGGGUAAACUAGCAUCUCCUAGUGACUAUGAGAAUCCGCAAGAGGUAUUGCCGGAAGGAUUUUUGGAACGAACUGCUGCGAUUGGAAAGGUAAUAGGAUGGGCUCCACAAGCUGCUAUCUUAGCUCAUCCAGCCGUAGGAGGAUUUGUAUCACACUGUGGGUGGAAUUCUGUUCUGGAGAGCCUAUGGUUUGGUGUUCCAAUUGCCACGUGGCCAAUGUAUGCUGAGCAACAAUUUAAUGCCUUUGAAAUGGUGAUUGAGUUGGGAUUGGCAGUGGAAAUUAAAAUGGAAUAUAGUGAGGAAAGUGGAAUGAUGGUGAAUUGUGAUGAAAUAGAGAGAGGAAUAAGGUGUUUGAUGGAGAAUGAUAGUGAGAAAAGGAAGAAGGUGAAGGAAAUGAGUGAGAAGAGUAGAAUGGCCUUAAUAGAAGGUGGAUCUUCAUAUUAUUGGUUAGGUCGUCUCAUUGAAGAUGUGAUGGAUAAUUUAGCAUAAAAUAUAGGUGAUACUUACAAUUAGUAGUGUGCAUCAAUUUAUACAUAAUUUAAAUAAUUUAUUUUCUGAAUGUAUGUCAUAAACUUUCUUUGUUUU